UGGAGCAAUUUGAUGAGUUGCUUGGCAAAACUUGAUUCAGCUCAGGGAAGCAACAUUAUUGUCACUACCCGUAGUGCCAAAGUUGCAUCAAUCACAGAAACACUUACUAGAUGUGGUUUGGAGAAUCUAUCAGAUGAUGAGUGUUGGUCAAUAUUGAAGGAUAAAGCAUUUCUUGACGGUAGUGCUUCUAUAACUCCUGAUCUGGAGAGAAUCGGAAGGAAAAUCGCGGAAAGUUGUGCAGGCGUACCACUAGUGGCAACGUUUUUGGGAAGCAUGAUGCGCUACAGAAAUAGUAGAGAUGAAUGGCUGUCAAUUCAAAAAAGUAGAAAAUGGGAUUUACCAGAAGAAGAGGAAAGAAUCAUGACCGUUUUGAAGUUGAGUUUUGACAAUUUGAAAUCACCAUCAUUGAAACAGUGUUUUGCAUAUUGCUCAAUGUUCAGAAAAGGCUCUGAAAUUGAAAGGGAUAACUUAAUUCAACUUUGGAUGGCUCGAGGAUGGCUCCACCCUUCUCCCAAUCAGAGUAAUUUAGAAAUGGAGGAUAUAGGUAAUGACUAUUUUAAGAUUUUAUUGGAGAACUCCUUAUUUCAAGAUGCAACAAAGGAUUACUACGGUAAUAUUACAAGAUGCAGGAUGCACGAUCUUGUGCAUGAUCUUGCAGAACUUGUAUCGAAAUCUGAGAGCUUCAUGCCAGAGUCUAAUAAGAUUGAUGAUGUACUUGACAUCCGACAUGUGACACAAACUCCUACUUCAAUGCUACAAAGGAUUUCGAACCAAGUCCAUUAGUUAGGGAUGAACCCCGUAAACAAAUUUGUGUGCUGCUUGACUAUUGUUCUUCUUCAUCUUUUUCUCUUGGUCUUCAGGUGCUUUUGGGCCAAGAAUUGUUCCGAUAUUCCUAUUAAUUGGCAUCACAGCUGGUUUGUUCUUAUAAAUCAGAGAAUUAAGGGGAAAUUUCAUUAGAGAUGGUUGCAAGAUCACUCAAGUUUAGUGAGAUUGACAUGUUUGAAUUUGAUAGAAGAAACAAUUUUUCAGCAUGGAUAGGUGAGGUGAAGAAUGUUUUGGUCAAGGAGAAACUAGGAAUAGCUCGGGAAAGCCUACUAUAAUGAAAGAGGAAGAUUGCAUUGAACUCGAUAGCUCUAUUAUGCGGUCGU
Molecule: messenger RNA, 1148 nt
Organism: Prunus avium (sweet cherry)
Lineage: Eukaryota; Viridiplantae; Streptophyta; Magnoliopsida; Rosales; Rosaceae
Source: RefSeq, a predicted model, not a curated record